AUAUGUUUACAUAGUCUUCUCAAAUGAAUAUCUCGCCUGAUUUUAUGUUUAGCUGCAACGACAACGACGUCAGUGCAACCAUCGUCUUCAACAAUAUCGUCUACCACAGCAAAUUCAAUGAGUAAAUUGGCAGAAUUAAGUAAUCAACGUCGUUUAUUACAUGAAUUAACAGAUGAAGUUAAUCAAAAUGUAACGAAAGCUCAAAUUUUGUAUGAAUUAUGCAAAUCA
Molecule: messenger RNA, 228 nt
Organism: Adineta ricciae
Lineage: Eukaryota; Metazoa; Rotifera; Eurotatoria; Adinetida; Adinetidae
Source: the annotation of a GenBank genome assembly